AUGGCAACGAUCAAGGCGAUCGAGGCUCGUUCGGUGCAUCAAAUCCAGUCUGGGCAGGUCAUUGUAGACUUGUGCUCCGUUGCCAAAGAAUUGGUUGAAAACAGCCUGGACGCCGGCGCAACGACGAUAGAGGUCCGAUUCAAAAAUAAUGGGCUGGACCUGAUUGAGGUGCAGGACAAUGGAAGUGGCAUCUCGCCCGACAACUACGAGAACGUCGCCCUGAAACACUACACCUCCAAACUCUCCUCCUACGAAGACCUCUCCAGCCUCCACACUUUUGGCUUUCGCGGCGAAGCUCUAUCCUCGCUAUGUGCUCUUGCGGACUUCCACAUCACUACCGCUCGCGCGGAUCAAGUGCCUCGUGCCAACCGGUUGGACUUUGAGAUCUCUGGCAAGUUGCGCAAGACUCAGAUUGUAGCCGGACAAAAGGGUACGACAGCCUCCGUGGAGGGCAUCUUCAAGCGACUCCCCGUGCGACGACGAGAGCUGGAGAAGAAUAUCAAGCGAGAAUAUGGCAAAGUGCUGAAUCUGCUCCACGCUUAUGCAUGUAUCAGUGUUGGCGUCAAAUUCAGUGUCAGGAAUACCGUGGGCAAGACGAAAAACGUGAUUGUGUUCUCGACGAAUGGAAAUCGCACGACCAAAGACAACAUUGCCAACGUGUACGGCGCCAAGACGCUGUCGGCGUUGAUUCCGCUCGAGCUCAAUCUCGAAUAUGAACCCUCCGGUCCCAUGAAACAUCUCGGCGGGGGAGGGCAAUCUCACCAGCUAGUCAUCAAAGGCCAUAUCUCCCGACCGGUCUUUGGAGAAGGACGCCAGACACCGGACCGGCAGAUGUUUUUUGUGAACUCGCGACCUUGUGGACUCCCGCAAAUUGCGAAAGCGUUCAACGAGGUGUAUAAAUCCUUCAAUGUGUCGCAGUCGCCUUUCAUCUUCGCUGAUUUUCAAAUGGAUACCAAUGCCUACGAUGUGAACGUGUCGCCGGAUAAGCGGACUAUUCUCCUUCAUGACGCGGGGGCUUUGAUCGACUCCCUCAAGGCUUCUUUACUGCAACUGUUUGAAGCAGCCGACCAGACGGUACCGCAGUCGCAGCUGUCGGGCCCCAAGACCGGGAAGACGAUACCGCGGCAGCAAAGCUUAGGGUCACUACCAGGGUUUGUCACUGCUCGUGAAGUCGCUCAAGGAACCCUUGACAGGACCCAGACCCCAGUCAAGAACCGAAGCUCGGAUGAUUUGGAAAAGAGCACCGAAGAAAUACCAGGCACCAUCUCAAGCAGUCUCAAGAGAUUUGCCAGCACACAGAGCGAGCCCGGUGAAGGGGAGCCCCUGUCCACUCCGAUCAGAUCUACUCGAUCAACGCAGCAAACUCCAUUACGACCUUCCGCGAUUGGACGUUUCAGCUCCACAGGAUCUGAGCACGCAAGUGACAAUGAGUUCGAAAAGCCACCUGAGAAGGCUUCGGAUGAAGACCAUGAAGCGGCAAGCCGCCGCCCUUCAUCUCCGCCUUGUGGACCACUCUCCGCGUCAUCCCAGGCCCCCGAUGCGGCUGAUGAUCUGCCAAAUGUGGUACAGAAUGCAUUCGAUCGCAUGCGACCCUGUCGGCAACCCCGUGAAAUGGCCACCAUCACCAUUGCGGGGCACACGGUGACCUCUGUCAUUGGGAGUGGUCGGCCCCGGAAGCGGCUUUCUGAUACUGGAUAUUCGUCUAAUGGCCCAGCCAAGCGCAAGCGUAGGAUUCAUACGCCGUCACGGCCUGGGAUUUUUGGUGAUCAAUUGAAAGCCUUUGCAGCGCCCGGUUCUCACUUUGAUGCGACAGAUGGAGAUGACGAUGACGAGGAAGAAGAAGAAGGAGAAGGAGAAGAAGAAGAGGAGGGAGGAGGAGAGGAGGAGGAGGAGGAGGAGGAGGUGGAGGAGGAGGAGGUGAAUAUUUUUGACGAGUCAAGAGAAAGCAGGCAUGACGAGCCUGCGGGCACAAGUCCAGAGAUUCGACGAGGCCAGACCGAUGGAGAGGUUCAUUCAUCCGGCAUUGACAACGAGGCACAUGAGCCUAGUAAGCCACCUCGAACGAAUGGCCAGGAUAUAGAGAACGACCGGCAGUCAGGUCCAGAGCCGGGAACAAUCAUGGAAGACGACGCUUCUCUUGACGAAGCUGCCAAAAAGGCUCAAGAAGACGCUGUCGUUCAACGUCUGAUCCACCAAGCCGAAGAAAAAGCCGUCUUGUCGUCCACUCACACCACCAGCCGUGCAAACAAGCUGAACAAGGGGGCUUCCCAUCGAGAUGCCACUGUUUCACUCAUCACCACCAUGGAGACCUCGGCCUCACAGCUACGCACGCAACUCGAACAGCUGCGACAAAUUCCGAAGACACACGAGGUCUCCUCUUCCCAGCGAUCAGAGACGGAUGGGGCCGAUGGUCAGACUGCCGAGGACCGCCUGUCUCUUACGGUCAGUAAGACCGACUUUGCGCAAAUGCGUAUUGUUGGCCAAUUCAAUCUGGGAUUCGUCAUCGCCGUGCGGCCGGGAGCCGACCAGGACGAGCUUUUCAUCAUCGAUCAACAUGCGUCGGACGAGAAGUUCAAUUUUGAACGUCUCCAAGCCGAGACGGUGGUGCAGAACCAGCGUCUAGUCCGACCGCAACGCCUGGAUCUCACGGCGGUGGAAGAGGAGAUUGUGCUCGAGAACCGGUCGGCUCUCGAGAAGAAUGGAUUCGUCGUGCAUGUGGACGAGAGCGGCGAUGAGCCUAUCGGUCGACGAUGCCAGCUGGUUUCGCUUCCGCUCAGCAAGGAAGUCGUCUUUGGGUCGCGUGAUCUGGAAGAGUUGAUUGUGCUUCUGUCCGAGUGGCCGGCGACCAACGGUGUGUCGGUGCCGCGACCUAGUAAAGUCCGCAAAAUGUUUGCGAUGCGGGCCUGCCGAUCCAGCAUCAUGAUUGGGAAAACCUUGACGACCCGACAGAUGCAACGAGUGGUGCGGAAUAUGGGCACAAUCGACAAGCCUUGGAACUGCCCCCAUGGACGGCCGACGAUGCGGCACUUGAUGAGUCUGGGGUCCUGGGAGGCAUUUGACGAGUAUCAAGAUCCUCGAGGGGACACUGAGACAGCAGAAGAGGAUGGCGCACGGGGACUGGACAUUUGGAGGAAAUACGUAGAGGAUGCACAGAGAGAAGACGAUGAAGAGGUGGAAGGAGAAGAACUGCCCAUGUGA
Penicillium oxalicum is the source of this 3198-nucleotide messenger RNA. RefSeq names its product ATP-binding mismatch repair protein PMS1. Gene Ontology annotation, biological process: mismatch repair. The transcript is spliced from 4 exons. Lineage: Eukaryota; Fungi; Ascomycota; Eurotiomycetes; Eurotiales; Aspergillaceae. The coding region runs from base 1 to 3198 and encodes 1065 amino acids. Gene Ontology annotation, molecular function: ATP-dependent DNA damage sensor activity; mismatched DNA binding; ATP binding. The record is from RefSeq and is a predicted model, not a curated record. Gene Ontology annotation, cellular component: MutLalpha complex.